AUGCUUUCUGAAGACACUCCAAGUCUUGAAGUACAGAUACCAAAAACAAAUAAUGCAGUUGAAAAAUUUAAAUCUUAUGAAGAAAAAUUUAAGCAAUUGGCAAAACUUUUAGGUCGAGUCCCAUUUUAUCAGUGUAUAGUGUUUUUAAAUCAUUGUGGAAGAGCAAUAGAUUUAGCAAAUUAUUUAACAAAUCAAGGAUGGAUGUCAUUGAAUAUUUCAGGUGGAUUGGAUCAAAAAUCUCGUUUGGAAACAAUGUCAAAAGCUCGUAACUUUGAGAUAAGGGUUCUUGUUUGUAGUGAUUUAAUUGCUAGAGGGAUAGAUAUUGAUAGAGUAAAUUUAGUGAUAAAUUUAGAUAUGCCUAAGGAUGCAGAAACUUAUUUGCAUCGUAUUGGAAGAACAGGAAGAUAUGGAACUCAUGGAUUAGCAAUAAGUUUUUUAGAUAAUAAUGAAUUUGAAUUUUUGGAAAAUUUGAGAAAAGUUUAUAAUGUGACUAUAACUACACUUCCAGAUGAAAUUUCUUAUAAACAUCAUCAAAGACCAUUAACAACAGAGGAAGAUAAAAAGGCAUAUGAAAGAUUGUUGGAUGAAAGAGAAAAUAUCAAGGUAUUUUUAAUAAAUUUUAUAAAAUAA
Molecule: messenger RNA, 630 nt
Organism: Diversispora eburnea
Lineage: Eukaryota; Fungi; Glomeromycota; Glomeromycetes; Diversisporales; Diversisporaceae
Source: the annotation of a GenBank genome assembly